Molecule: messenger RNA, 4861 nt
Organism: Xenopus laevis (African clawed frog)
Lineage: Eukaryota; Metazoa; Chordata; Amphibia; Anura; Pipidae
Gene: adnp.L
Product: activity-dependent neuroprotector homeobox L homeolog
Exons: 5
Coding region: 444-3737 (1097 amino acids)
Biological process (GO): regulation of gene expression
Cellular component (GO): nucleus; chromosome
Molecular function (GO): DNA binding
Source: RefSeq, a predicted model, not a curated record
GGGAGCGCUGAAUGGCACAGACAAGGGGCUCCGGGUGUCUAUGAGCAGCAGCGCAGGAGGGCAUGGGGUUGGCGCUGCCAUGUUACAUAGUUAGGGCUCCAGCUCGCAGCCUGGGUUUGCGGUUCCGAAGCCGGCGGGCCGUAGCUCGGGCAAGCCAGUGGCAUCAAAGCAAAGGGUUAAUGUAUGGGAGGGGGUGGGGAUACGGCUGCCCCCACCCUCCCUUGUCUGGCUGCUGCUGCAAAAAGGCGCGAUCCUGUAGGAGGUACCUUUAAACCAGCAUGUUCCCCUCUCCCCAGGUGGAUUAAUUCAUUGGCACUUACACUUUUUCCCUUGGAUUCCUAUCAGCAACACCUUGCACUGUGUGGGACGUACAGCAACAAACUGGCGCUCGGAUCUUCAUUUCAAUUUUCCUUAACUUUAUUUUGACAUAAAAGGUAGAAAUUAUGUUCCAGCUUCCCGUUAAUAACCUUGGCAGUUUAAGAAAGGCCAGGAAGACUGUAAAGAAGAUAUUGGGGGACAUUGGUUUGGAAUACUGCAAAGAUCAUGUAGAUGAGUUCAAACAAUUUGAACCAAAUGACUUCUAUGUGAAGAACACCUCAUGGGAUGAUGUGGGACUGUGGGAUCCUUCACUCACUAAAAAUCAGGAUUACCGUACGAAGCAGUUCUGCUGCAGCCAAUGUCCAUUCUCUUCAAAGUUCUUCUCUGCCUACAAAAGUCACUUUCGAAAUGUUCACAAUGAAGACUUUGAAAACCGAAUCCUUUUGAACUGUCCCUACUGUACUUACAACGGUGACCGAAAGACCUUGGAAAUGCACAUCAAAGUAUUUCAUGCUCCAAAUGCACCUACGUCGAAUCCAAGCCUUGGUGCUUUCAAAGAUAAAAGCAAGUUUGAGAGCCUUAAACCCAAACCAACUGACAGUGUAGAGCAAGCUGUUUAUUAUUGUAAGAAGUGCACUUACAGAGAUCCUCUUUAUGAGGUAGUUAGAAAGCACAUAUACAGGGAACAUUUUCAACAUGUUGCAGCACCUUACGUGGCAAAGACAGGUGAGAAGUCGCUAAAUGGAGCAGUGCCCUUGGGGUCAAGUCAACGAGAUGAUGUGAGCAUUCAUUGCAAACGUUGUCUCUUUAUGCCGAAGAGCUAUGAAGCAUUGGUGCAACAUGUAAUUGAAGACCAUGAACGCGUAGGUUACCAGGUGACUGCCAUGAUUGGGCACACAAAUGUGGUAGUCCCUAGAUCUAAGCCAUUGAUGCUUAUAGCUCCAAAACCACAAGAUAAAAAAACAAUGGGCAUUCCUCAGAGAAUGGGUCCAAUGUCCCCUGGAAACAUCCGAACCCUUCCUUCCCAACAAAUGGUGAAUCGGCUAUCAAUACCAAAGCCUUCAAUGAAUUCUAACAUGAUGUCCAAUGUUCAUCUACAGCAAAAUAGCUAUGGAGUUAAAAAUUUGCCACCUGGUUACACUGUUGGGCAGUCAAUGCGCUUAGGUAUAAGUGGAAACUCACCAGUCUCUCUUCAGCAGCAGUCUUCCUCUAUGAAACAAUUGCUUCCCGGAGGAAAUGGAAGAUCGUAUACCCUUAGUUCUGAUCAAAGAUCACAGGCCCCAUUAAGGUACUCCCUUCCAUCUGGAAAUUCAGGUCUCUCACCGGGCCAAAUGAAGCCUGCAUCAAUAACUCCAGCUCAUGCAGCAUCGCGAGCGCUAGCUCAAGCCAGUUCAAAGCCAGCCACAUCGGCGGCCGCUGCUGCUGCAGCUGCUGCUGCAAAUUCCAACUCUUCCACACAGAAGUGGAAAAUCUGUACAAUCUGCAACGAGUUAUUCCCUGAAAAUGUGUACAGUGUACAUUUUGAAAAAGAGCACAAGGCAGAAAAGGUGCCUGCCGUUGCCAACUACAUUAUGAAAAUCCACAAUUUCACUAGCAAAUGUCUAUACUGUAACCGUUACUUGCCCACGGAUACUCUGCUCAAUCACAUGCUCAUCCAUGGCCUCUCAUGUCCCUACUGUCGUUCUACCUUUAAUGACGUGGAAAAAAUGGCUGCUCACAUGAGAAUGGUUCACGCUAAUGAAGAAAUGGCGCCCAAAACAGAUUCCACUCUGACCUUUGAUUUGACUUUACAACAAGGCAGCCAUACUAAUAUACAUUUACUUGUAACCACUUACAACCUUAGGGAUGCUCCGGCAGAGUCUGUAGCAUAUCACGCGCAGAAUCCAAAUGUGUCUUCUGUUCCUCAAAAGACUACACCAAAAACAGUUGAGAAACAGCCCGAGCAGCCAGCACCCAUCAAAAAUACUCCACAGACUGCUGUUCCCUACAAAAAAGAUGUAGGAAAGACCCUUUGCCCUCUUUGCUUUUCUAUCUUGAAAGGUCCCAUAUCGGAUGCACUUGCACACCAUUUGAGAGAGAGGCAUCAAGUCAUUCAGACAGUUCACCCUGUUGAGAAGAAGUUAACCUAUAAAUGCAUUCACUGUCUUGGUGUUUACACCAGUAAUAUGACUGCCUCAACCAUUACGUUGCACCUUGUGCAUUGCCGAGGUGUAGGGAAGACACAGAAUGGCCAAGACAAAUCUGGUCCUCCACCAAAAAUUAAUCCAGGUCCUAUACUCACAAUGAAACGUGCCAAUGAUUAUGUGGAGAUGGCUCUUGCAAAGAGGAGGAGAAUGGACGAUGAUCCAGAUGCACCUGUUAUUUUAGAUGACAAACCUGAAGAACCAGUGGUCUUGGCAUUGGAUCCAAAGGGACAUGAAGACGACUCGUAUGAAGCACGAAAAGCAUUCCUUACAAAAUAUUUCAGCAAGAGUCCAUACCCCAGCCGGCGAGAGAUAGAAAAGCUAGCAGCCAGCUUAUGGUUAUGGAAGAACGACAUUGCUUCCCAUUUCAGCAACAAAAGGAAAAAAUGUGUUAGAGACUGUGAAAGAUACAAAGUCAGUGUCUUACUUGGAUUUAACAUGAAUGAGCUCAAUAAAGUAAAACACGAUAUGGCGUUUGGCGCUGAAUGGAUGUUCAAGAAUAUAGAUGACACACAAGCCAAUGCUAGUAAAACCGUAGACAAGAAAAAAUUAAACGAAUCCAGUUCAUCUGAUAGCUUCAACAAUGAAGAUGACUCCAAUGAAAGCAGCGGUGAGCCAACCCCAGAAAAAAACGUGCCCACAAAACCUCUGUUAGACAACCAAGAGUCAAGCAUUUCAAUGUCCCCUCUAGAAGUAGUAGAAAAGACUGAGUUAAAGGACGAGGAUGUAAAGGUUAAAGACAACGACGUGUCUGAAACACCAAAAGAGAUCAUUUUAGACAACUCAGAUAGUGAAGGUGAUCGAGAGCAGCCUUCCACAUGGAAGGACGAGGCCUCGCAACCUGCUAGUGAUACUGGCUCUCAGCAGGGAUCCGAUGUAGAAGACACUACUCCAGAGACAAAGCCAGACAUUUGGGUUAAUGAUUCCAACCACAGUGAAGAUGAUGCUGCAAGUGCAACAGACCCCUCCAACAAUGACGCUCCCGUUGUGGAAAUCAAACAGGAGAAGUCAAAAUGGAAAACUAACUCUUUUGAAAAAGUUGAGGAGUUUUGGUCCAAAGACAAGCCUACGUCAUAUCCAAAUUCAACCGCAAAUGACGAAAGCUUCCUGAACCAGCCAAUGGAAUGGCCAAAUAGCACAAAUAACAGUGAAGACGGGGAACAGUUUGAUAUGACUGUUACAGACACAAUGCGCAGCACUCUACCAGGUGUAGGACUCAGUAGUCAAGAAGUAUAAGUGAACUUUUUAGGCACCACUGCUGUGUAUACCCCUCCCCAGUAACUGUUUAAAUAUGUUUUCAUUACCAGGCGGCUAUGCCUAACUUUUGAACUCUUACAGCCUAUAUGUGGUAGGCCUCCUCUGCAGUGGGAAUCACCACUGGUAUUCCACAAUUUCUUUGCAGACAGCUAUUUGUUAACCUUGCUUGUAAUCCCCGCUGUGUUGGGCACAUCAAACCAUGAAACUAAAGGAAGAAGAAACUUUUGACGACAAUAGAACGCACUCUGGAGAUCUUGAAUUGCGUUUCUCUUUCAUGUCCUGUUCCAAUGUAUGUCCAUGUAACCGCCGGCAAAGUGUUGCGUAGCGAUAUUUUGCCAGUCCUUCAUUGAGCAAAACUUAUAUAAAAACAUCCUUCUACUCCCCCACAAUAGACUUUAGCGUAAGAUGCAGUCUGCCCGCUCGAUGUGUAUAGCAGAUUCCGGGAAUACGUGGAUGUUUUCCCUCGUAUUCAUUCUGAAUAGCUAAAAUGUAUAUUUGUACAGUCUUUUAGACCUAUUCAAAGUGAGGCUUAUGACAUUGUUAUUGUGUAUCCGAUUAUAGAAUUUUUUUUUUAAGUGACGGCCUGCUGUGUAAUAAACUCUGUACUUAGUUUACCUAGCAAGGGGCUUGAAACUGCUAUAGUAAAAGCUUAGAAAAAAUAAAUAAAAAAAAGUACAUUUUGACAAAGUUCGUUUUUUGCAUAUAACGUACACCCUGGCAAGGAACUGUGUCCAGUCAUACAAAUUACCGGACUGUUGUACUAAAUACUUUGAACAUCCUCGAUAUCGAGACGAGGCGGCAAACCGUUGUUUCGAUAUGGCUGAAAUCUUUCAAGCUAUUUAAGUUAAAUGCAAGAAGCAAGUUUGCAGCUCUUCAUAUUUUUGACACCUUUUAAGACUGUAUAGUAUGUAUUGUGUUUCAGAGUAACCUACAGAACACAAUGCCGUAUUUUGGAUAUUUAGUUUUCUUAGUUAACGCCCACAUAGUGUUGAUCAUUUUACACCAUCUAAUAUUCGACACACGGUUGUUAGUAGUAAUACGUGAUCUUUAUUUUCCCUUUGUAUUCAUUUAAGCAUCUAAAUAAAAUGCUGUAUUGUGCUCAA